Molecule: messenger RNA, 504 nt
Organism: Stylonychia lemnae
Lineage: Eukaryota; Ciliophora; Spirotrichea; Sporadotrichida; Oxytrichidae
Source: the annotation of a GenBank genome assembly
AUGCUUUACAAAUCACUAACACUCUUACUUGUAGCAACAAUUGCAACUCAAACUUAUGCACUUACAGGCAGUUAAGUCAUAGAAAUCGUUGCAGGCAUGAUGGAUGGAGUUAUUCACAAAGAUGAUCUCGCGGAACUCCAAGCUUGUAUGCAAGGUGCUGAUCAACUUACUGAUGAGUUCGAUACAGCUGUAAGUGACUUCGAGCAAGGUGGAAUCACUGGCUAUACUAGUGCUAUUGAAGUAGUCGCUCAAAUCAUCAACUAAUUGCCACAAGACCUAAACCAAUGUACUUCCAUUGAUGGAGACCUUUCAAAGCUCGGUGAUUGGGCAAAGAUCUUCUUGUAGCCAACUGUUCUCCUCGAGAGAGUGUCUUAUAACCUCUUAGUACAUUUCUCUGAAAUCAAUGGAGACAUCCAAACUGCCUUGACUGAUUACAAGUCACAAUAAUUCUUCAAUUUUGGAGAGGUAAUGGGAGAGGCUCUAGUUCUUGCUACUCAAGAAUGA